GGUUUUUCGGAGACUCUCGUAUAGGGUUUGUUCCGAAUGAAAAAGCGGCGAAGUUGAAAGCGAAACAACAUCCAUAGUGCACUGAAGUUGAGUGAUAUCCUGCAAUGUCAGAGUCACGCCCAUUUAAGAUAUGGAAUUCUGAUAGAUCAAUAAAAAAAGGAACAGUGGCAGCUACAUUAGAGGAUUUAGUGAAAAAAGGGAGGCAGUUAUUAGGAAUUCCAGAAUCUGAACCAGUCUCAGCAGUUCUGGAGGAGGAUGGGACGGAAAUCUCGGAUGAAGAUUACUUUGCAUUUAUCCGUCACAACACAACCAUAAUGCUGCUGAGAACUGGACAAAAAUGGAUGCCAGUGGGAGCAGAUGAUCCAUUUGGAGGGGAUGAGGUAGACAACCUUGAUUGUAAUAUGGAAAUAUCAGACAGACUGAAACAUCUAAUCGCUGGUCUACAGAAAAACAUCACCAGAAUUAUCACUCUGUCCAAUGACGACCUACAGUUAAUUGUAGAAAUGGAUGUUGCCUUGUUAGCCCAUCUUCUACAAGACACUGAGAAUUUUGCCAAAUCCAUCCAGGAAGCCUGCCAGCGACAUUUAGAUGAAAGGACUCAAACAGCAGAGGCCAUGGAUUUGUUACGACUGUAUCACACCGCUCGACAAUCCAGUCCAUACGUGGAGGAUACCGGGCCGAAGCGACAGAAACAUGCUCAUACAUGAUACAAGACGGUGCCAUUGACUGGAAAAAACUUAGUGCUUAUUUUUGAUAUUAAAUAGCACCAUUCCACAAUGCUAAAUCUCAUCAUAUUAUUUAACAUGGUUUUAUAUUAACAUUUUAUCAAUAUUCUCAAAGAUCUUAUGCAUUUUGUUAGAUAUUUUAAUAUUUGUUUUACUGGUAUUGCAAACAUUCCAUUUAAUAUUUGAUAUACUAUUAAACACAUGUACAAAGUUUUGUUUUAUACCGGUACAUUUAAUAUCAAAAACUUGUUUCAGUUACCAGUACUAGAACAUCCCUUCAUUGCAUUGUUUAAUUGUUUAGGUUUAUUAUUUUUUGGAAGUUUUCUUUAUUUUUCAUAUACCAAUACUUAUAUUUAUUGUAGAGUUAUAGCCCUUGUAUCACAAUUGUUUGAGGAUUGGUUGUUAUAGAUUUCUAUGCAAAUGAUCAAAUAUAAUAAAAAAAAAUUUUGCAAUUGAAAAUUUUUAAUAAUUUUUUUUAAGUAUAUAUAAUUCUUUAAUGUUUAUUUCAGGAUCUACAUGCUUUAUGCUAGACCUAAAAAUACCAGAUAUUAAAA
This is a messenger RNA of Magallana angulata, 1279 nucleotides long. Its product is annotated as DNA fragmentation factor subunit alpha-like. Gene Ontology annotation, biological process: regulation of apoptotic process; apoptotic process. The coding region runs from base 105 to 707 and encodes 200 amino acids. The transcript has 5 exons. Lineage: Eukaryota; Metazoa; Mollusca; Bivalvia; Ostreida; Ostreidae. The record is from RefSeq and is a predicted model, not a curated record.